Molecule: messenger RNA, 747 nt
Organism: Octopus sinensis (East Asian common octopus)
Lineage: Eukaryota; Metazoa; Mollusca; Cephalopoda; Octopoda; Octopodidae
Exons: 1
Coding region: 1-747 (248 amino acids)
Source: RefSeq, a predicted model, not a curated record
AUGCUGAAGGCAGAGUUGGACAGAAUGGAAAAAAAGGAAAUAAUCACCAAAGUGACACGACCAACAGACUGGGAGAAUUCAAUUGUAAUCAAGGAAAAACCCAAUGGUACCCUACAGAUAUGCCUCGGCCCAAGGGACCUGAACAAGGCAUUAAAAAGAGAGUACCAUCCAAUUCCAACCCUUGAAGAAAUCACACCAUCAUUGGCUGGAUUCAAAUUAUUCAGCAAACUGGAUGCCAGUAAUGGGUAUUGGAAUGUAAAGAUAGACAAAGAGUCAUCCAACCUCACUACCUUCAACACACCAUUUGGCAGAUAUCGAUUCAACCGACUCCCAUUUGGAUUGAAGGUGAGCCAAGAUGUUUUCCAGCGCCAAAUAGAUGAGACCUACCAAGGCUGUAAGGGAGCAAUUGGAAUAGCAGAUGACAUCCAAGUGCAUGGCAAGGAUGAGACUACACAUGACUUGAAUUUACAUGAAGCUAUGGAGAAAACCCGACAAGUAGGCAUCAAACUCAAUGCAGACAAGUGUGUGAUAAAAGCAAAGGAGUGCAAAUUCUUUGGAAUUAUAUACUCUGCAGAGGGAGUUAAACCAGACCCCACUAAAGUGGAAGCCAUCAGAGACAUUAAAGAACCCAAUGACAAGAAGGAACUCAGGAGCUUCCUGGGACUCAUCCACUACAUGGGAGCCUUCAUACCCAAGCUGGCCGAUCACACUGCAAAUCUCCGAGAUAUAAACAAAGAUGACGUAUAG